AUGACCAACACCACACCCACAAUCUGCGCACACCGCAUCCUGCGGGUGCCUCGUUCUUUUGUCAAUGCAUCUUGGUCGGCCAAAGCUUCGACAUACAAUUACUAUACAUUGCAUGUAGAGCAGACGGGCUAUGCCGAGACAAAAGCAAAGACAAAACGUGAUGUACAUGACUGGCGCUCUCUUCUGUCUGACAUCGAUGCAUCUGGCCUGCAGCAAAUCGAGGCCAACCGACACGUCACAUCCAUACCCCUUGCCGUACUCGGACGGUACCAGCUUUGUAACGCAGCCCCUGGCCACUCCCCCAAUCCAGCGCCAAACAAAAACAAAACCAACACAUGCUGCGCUUGA
Molecule: messenger RNA, 348 nt
Organism: Fusarium venenatum
Lineage: Eukaryota; Fungi; Ascomycota; Sordariomycetes; Hypocreales; Nectriaceae
Source: RefSeq, a predicted model, not a curated record